AUGCUGUGGCUACUCCACUUCCCACGCCUAAGGGGAAACUACGUGUGGCUGACGAAUAAGAUUUUCAUGCCAGUGACUUUGAACGCCGGUGCGGGACUGCUUACCACCUUGAUCAAUGUCUUCGCAUCAAAUGGAGGAAUGUGGUCGGUGAUGGCUAUAGUAACAGCUGUUGUUACUGGAGCAACAUUUAUCGUCUUUUUGGCUGUUUUGCUAGUUUACAAGCUUUAUAAACUGCCACCAUUCAACGGGAAAAGAUUUGGUCACCAAAAUCCCUCACACCCACGCACGGGAGAUUCCGAAACAUCUGCAGCGGGUAAUGACAAAACCUGA
This is a messenger RNA of Penicillium cosmopolitanum, 330 nucleotides long. RefSeq lists its product as uncharacterized. The record is from RefSeq and is a predicted model, not a curated record. The transcript is spliced from 2 exons. Lineage: Eukaryota; Fungi; Ascomycota; Eurotiomycetes; Eurotiales; Aspergillaceae. The coding region runs from base 1 to 330 and encodes 109 amino acids.